Beta vulgaris subsp. vulgaris (sugar beet) is the source of this 2802-nucleotide messenger RNA. RefSeq lists its product as uncharacterized. The coding region runs from base 1389 to 2396 and encodes 335 amino acids. The transcript is spliced from 2 exons. The record is from RefSeq and is a predicted model, not a curated record. NCBI's taxonomy places the organism in Eukaryota, Viridiplantae, Streptophyta, Magnoliopsida, Caryophyllales, Amaranthaceae.
UCUCUCUUUCAACUUUCUCUGAAUUCUUAUCUCUGUUUUCUGUUAAAGAGAACAUUUAGUGAGCUUUUCAGCACAGUAAGUAUAAGGAAUAUUUACCAUCUACUUCAAAUUUACAAAUACAACGAUGUCAAAAUUCCGGAUUCCACCUGAGGUGGAUCGAACAGGUAAAUGUUCAAUUAAUGUCAGAAAGCCUUUGUAGUCACACAGGUUCAGAGACUCGGUAAUCCUUCCUUAUAUAAUUCUUCAUGUGGAAGUUCUAGCAAGAGAUUUACAGGCAGCCGUGAGUAGUAUAGUUAUAACAGAAAGUGCAAAAUACCUGCCAUGAAGCCCAAAAAAAGAAUCAUUUUUGUUAAUUUUGUACAUUGACAGUAAAUUUGCCAAGGUCAAUAGACAAUGUUGCUCAAUAAUUUCAAAGAUAUAUCCUUUAUUUAUCAGCAAAUGUCAGGACAAGGAACCAACUUCUUAAGUGUGAAUGUUACUUUACAGAAUAUCACUGAAGCAUUGCCUAGUAUCCUUUAUUAGAAAAAUAAACAAUUUUUAGAUAAGUAUUUGGCGUAUCCAAUUAACGAUGAAAGAAUUUACCAUGAUACCUUUUAGAAGAGAACUCUGGAGGUGUUCUUAAAAUACCUUCAGAGAUGUUCUUGAAAGAUGAGCAAAUGCUCUAAGCAAAAAAAAAGGGUAAAGAAAUUCAAACAAAGAUGUUCUAUAUCUGCUUUAAACUCCUGAUAUAGAAUUCAAUUGUUAGAGAACUAAAUAAAACAUAUACAUCCCACAUGUUGCCUCACCUUGAAAUAUCUUAUCAUUCCUAUUUGGGGAAUUCACUCCAAUGCCAAUUGAUGUUUUGGGUUGUGAUAAUGAUUGUGAUUUUCUAGACAUAAAACCACAUUUCUGUUUAUAAAGAUUAAAGAAAGUGUAAAUGCAAUUCGUAGUUUGUUUUCCCUUGAUUGUGAUGUUUGGCUUGCUAAUUGAUGUUAUGUUGUCUUUGUUAGCUUUACUUUUUCUUGCACAGUAUGUAUGCUGUCUAUGUUAGUUGUCUUGAGAGUUAUAUUUUAUUGAUCACUUGUUUUGUUGAGAAAAUCAUGCUGUUAUAGAGGUUUAGCUACACCAUGGAGGUGGUGAAAGUUUUUGGGAAUACAUGCAUUUGCACAUUUGAAGUUGUGCUUGUUUCUAUUGCUUUGUGUCGUUGUGAUUUUGAAGCAUGUUUAUGUACUAUUCUCUCCGUUUACAUUACUUGCUACAUUUUCUUUUGCACAAAAUUUACUUGCUACAUUUUCUGCUUGUCAAUUAUUGUUUGUUGGUUCAUCGAACGUAGCAAGUAAAUAUAGACGUUUUAUGUUUUGCGUUUUUUAUUUUAAUAGUGAAAUUUUGUUUUGUCAUCUAAUCAGACCAUGCCUAGUGUAGCUGGUACCCAGGGACUUUCUGACUUGUAUGUUAAGCUUCACUUUGGGUUGUUUUAUGGUCCUUCUCUAAUUCCUUCGCCUGUGCCUGCUAUACAAAUUGGUUCCAUUCAGAUGCCUCUUCAACUUCAUCCACAAAUUGGUUCGUCCUUAACGCACAUGCAUGCUCCACAGCCACCCCUCUUUCAACUUGGUCAGCUCAGGUAUCCCUCUCCCAUUUCUCAGGGGAUUUUACCUUUGGGCCCAUUUGGCCAGCCUGUUCAAGAUCCUUCUCACAGUUCUGUGAAAAGCCAUCAUGUUCAGCUUCCACAUCAGUUGAAUGCACACCAGGAUACUGAGUCAAAAGAGGCAAAUUUGGUAGCUACAUCAGGUUCAACUUCAAACAUAGACCAUAAAAAGGCAGAAUUAGGUCCGCAAGCUCCCUGCUUAGGGAAUCCUCGCAAUGUUAUUAGAAAUUUGAAGCCUUCAUUGGCUAAUAGAGCAUCAGAAAGUCGAGGUGGUCCUUCAUCAUAUCAUUCUACUGCUAAUGUAAGAGAUUCUAGUGGACCUUCAGCACCAGGUCAAUUCUCGGGGAGCAGAGGGAGGAGUUUUCCUUCACAGCUAGAAAUCAUGGCGCUAGAUCGUCCUCUUCGGCAAACGGGGCAUCUCAUCCAUAUACUGUUGCAUUCCAGAGGAAGCCACGCCGUGGUCCACAGAGAUACGAGUUUCGGGUACGCCAGACUGCUGAUGGAAAUCAAUCUUCUGACCUGCCUUCUUCUAGUUUAUCUAGGCUGGACCAGUGUGCUAGACACCUCACAACGUGCAGAAGGAAGCUUGAAAAGAAACAUUAGUUCUGAAGAUGAUGUUGACGCUCCCUUGCAAAGUGGUAUUGUGCGUGUCUUCAAGCAACCUGGUAUUGAAGCCCCUAGUGACGAAGAUGAUUUUAUUGAAGUAAGGUCAAAGAGGCAAAUGCUGAAUGAUCGUCGUGAGCAGAGAGAAAAGGAAAAUAAGGCAAAAUGAAGCAACAUGAGAAAGGCUCAGCGAAAAUCUCGCACAGCGGUUCAAGGUACUUCCACUACCAGAAGCACACGCAGAACUACUUCAUUGACUGCUCAAGCACCAAAAAAUGUUCGAUUAGCUGUCUCAUUGAAAAGAGGCUUGCUGAACAAUGAAGUGUCAUCAAAACUAAAUAAUGUUGUGUCCCAACCAUUGGCUCCAAUUGGUACUCCUACUGAUAGUCAGACUGAUGGGAAACCCCAGCCCAUGAAGUAAGCAUUAUUUGAGGGGAAACAAUCAUUUUUAGAAUACUAAUUAUGGUGUUCUAGAGGCAUAAUGAGUUUUUUUUUGCAAUUAUGAUCUUGUUGUUUAUACUUGUGUCAUGACAUAUUAAAUUUUUAUUUGAUUAAUAAAAUUUUAGUUUAUAUCA